Messenger RNA from Trichosurus vulpecula (common brushtail), 507 nucleotides. RefSeq names its product adenylate kinase isoenzyme 1. Gene Ontology annotation, cellular component: cytoplasm; cytosol. Gene Ontology annotation, biological process: nucleoside triphosphate biosynthetic process. Gene Ontology annotation, molecular function: AMP kinase activity; ATP binding. Bases 1 to 507 code for a protein of 168 amino acids. Lineage: Eukaryota; Metazoa; Chordata; Mammalia; Diprotodontia; Phalangeridae. The record is from RefSeq and is a predicted model, not a curated record. The transcript is spliced from 5 exons.
AUGGGCAGAUGCCAUUCCAGGCUGCCCCAGGUGGGAAAACCCCUGAGGCCUCAGCAGAAGGAUCUGCUCAAAUCCCUCCGGAUCAUCUUCGUAAUGGGAGGACCAGGCUGUGGCAAGGGGACACAAUGUGAGAACAUGGCAGCCAAGUACGGCUUCUGCCACGUGGGUCUUGGGGAGCUAUUGAGGGAGGAGGCAAAUCAGGCCACUGUGCGGGGCCAGCAGAUCCGGGACAUCAUGCUGAAGGGCCUGCUGGUGCCCACGGGUGUGAUUCUGGACAUGGUAAGUGACAACAUCUUGUCCCGACCGGAGAGCAAAGGCUUUCUCAUAGAUGGAUUUCCCCGGGAGCUCAGCCAAGCCAAGGAAUUUGAACGCAUUGUAAGUGUAAAGAGAAAAAAGUUGGUCAGCAGAAGACCUUGGCUGAAGAGCAUGUACCCAGCCAUGGCCUCUCAGUCCUUUGGGGUGGAGGAUCUAGAAUUCUGGGAGCUAAAGGCAAUUUCCCAGAUGUAG